Messenger RNA from Anoplophora glabripennis (Asian longhorned beetle), 1227 nucleotides. Its product is annotated as tetratricopeptide repeat protein 25-like. NCBI's taxonomy places the organism in Eukaryota, Metazoa, Arthropoda, Insecta, Coleoptera, Cerambycidae. The coding region runs from base 1 to 1227 and encodes 408 amino acids. Gene Ontology annotation, cellular component: cytoplasm. Gene Ontology annotation, molecular function: protein binding. The record is from RefSeq and is a predicted model, not a curated record. The transcript has 5 exons.
AUGGGGGAUUCUGCAUUGAGUUUCAAAGAAAAACGUUUAAGUCUAGCACGAGAGGUUGAUGUAUUUCAGAGCUUUGUAAGGACUAAUGCUAAUGCACUGGCACUGGAGACACACGAAGAAGAGCCGCUAAUACUUUUAACUGAGGAUCUAAAGGAGGCGAAAAAAGAAGAAGGGACUUUGCCGGAUAGCGGGACAACUCCGUUGCCCGCCGUCACCACGGGGAGGUGCCCUGGAUGCAAACACACGGAUGAAAUUUUUCACUCUUUCAGAAUCCGGAAACCUAAUGACGGCCAAGAACCUAUUUCGGCGGAAGCAACAAAAAAGCUAUCAGAGCAGUUGAGUCAGGAAGUUAAAAAAAAGAGGAGAAAAAGAAAAAAGAACGGGAGGAAUGAGGAGAUAUACUGCGACAAAGACAGAGCGGCUGCUGUUAAUUUGGGUUCGAAGGACAUCAAACAAUCUUUGAGGCUAAAAAGGAAACAAGACCGGUCAAAAUUUUUGCAGAUCCCGGAGGAAGCGGAACCUGGGACGUUUCUGGCUUUAGGAAAUUACGAGAUGUGUAGGGGUGACCUCCGAAUUGCCACAGAUUUUAUUUCAAAGGCGCUUGAGCUCAACCCAGCUGAAAAGAAUGCUCUAGUUGCCAGAAGCAAGUGCUACAUCCUACUAGGCCAACCUGAUAACGCUUUGAAAGAUGCCGAAACCGCUCUGCAAGUCGACAGGCAUUUCAUGAAAGCGAUAUAUCAAAAAGCAGAGGCACUGUACUAUCUUGGAGAAUUUGAACAAAGUUUAGUAUUUUUCCAUAGGGGUUUGCAUAUAAGACCUGACCAUGAGAAAUUCAAACUAGGAGUCCACAAGGCACAAAAGGCCAUAGAAAACGCCAUAGGGUCCUCGUUUUCAGAUCUAAUACGAUCUCGUGCUGCGAGUAUCAGCAAUAUUUCUGAGAAAUCAUCAGCGACUGUUGAGUCUGUCUCAGAGAGUACUAAUCCAACUCCUAAGUCUGCUAAUAGGACUACACCUCAAGGAACCAACAAGUCUUUGAAGAAGAGUAGGUUGCUUAGAGAGCUAGCCCCAGAUAAAGAUUAUUUGGAUAACUUGAUGCACAAUCCCAAUAUAAAAUGUAAAUAUAAAGGAAACGAUUCCACAGUCGAAAAAUACAUAAAGGAGACAGUGGAAUACUUAAAUGCUAGGCAAGAAUUUUGGAGGCAACAGUUACCAGCAAAUCUGAAAUAA